AUGUAUAUACUGGUUGGCUUGGGGAGUGGAUUCCACAAUGCGGCAUGGAAUGUAUGGAUCGGGAAUAUGGCGAACUCGAAUGAAGUGCUCGGUUUCUUCCAUGGAUUCUAUGGCAUCGGGGGGACAGUAAGCCCUUUUGUUGCCACAAGUCUGAUUAUCAAAGCCGGAUGGGAAUGGUAUUCUUAUUACUACCUGAUGACUGGAGCAGCUGUUAUCGCACUACUAUACUCCUCCAGCGCUUUCUGGAAUGAAACUGGGAGCAAAUAUCAACAAGAGAACCCCGGUUUCCAAGGUGAGGGAGGGGUAUUCUCUCAAACACGUCUUGCCCUCACCUACAAGGUCACCUGGAUAUGCGCUAUCUUCCUAUUUCUCUAUGGCGGAAUUGAGGUCGCAAUCGGUGGCUGGAUUGUCGUGUUUAUGAAGGAAGUCCGACACGGCGACCCAUUUGACUCCGGAAUGGCCGAAACAGGCUACUGGCUCGGCAUCACCGUGGGUCGAUUCGUGCUAGGGUUUGUGUCACCACGAAUCGGAGAGAAGUUGUCUAUUGCUAUAUACCUCAUGCUUGCGAUUGCUUUUGAGCUCAUCUUCUGGCUUGUGCCUGAUUUUAUCGUGUCUGCUGUAGCAGUUGCAUUUGUUGGGUUUUUCAUGGGCACUAUCUUCCCCGGGGUUGUGAUUGUGGCCACCAGAUUGCUACCGAAGGAUCUUCACGUUGCUGCUAUUGGAUUUGCGGCUGCUUUUUCUAUGGGUGGUGGUGCUGUUUUCCCAUUCAUGAUUGGCGCUAUUGCUGAGGCCAAGGGGGUUGCAGUUUUGCAGCCGGUCCUACUCGCCAUGCUGGCUGUAUCGUUGGGCAUCUGGGGAACGCUAUUCCGAGUCCCUCGGCAAGGGGUAUCAUACCAUGUUUGA
Molecule: messenger RNA, 903 nt
Organism: Penicillium griseofulvum
Lineage: Eukaryota; Fungi; Ascomycota; Eurotiomycetes; Eurotiales; Aspergillaceae
Product: MFS transporter
Exons: 2
Coding region: 1-903 (300 amino acids)
Biological process (GO): transmembrane transport
Cellular component (GO): membrane
Molecular function (GO): transmembrane transporter activity
Source: RefSeq, a predicted model, not a curated record